Messenger RNA from Salvelinus fontinalis (brook trout), 6208 nucleotides. It is a transcript of the gene mdm4, whose product is annotated as MDM4 regulator of p53. Gene Ontology annotation, molecular function: ubiquitin-protein transferase activity. NCBI's taxonomy places the organism in Eukaryota, Metazoa, Chordata, Actinopteri, Salmoniformes, Salmonidae. The record is from RefSeq and is a predicted model, not a curated record. Gene Ontology annotation, biological process: regulation of cell cycle; negative regulation of apoptotic process; protein ubiquitination. Gene Ontology annotation, cellular component: nucleus. The transcript is spliced from 11 exons. Bases 448 to 1944 code for a protein of 498 amino acids.
AUGGUACGGAUUUCAAAGCGUUACCUUAGGCAUAGCCUUUAGGUGAGCAAGCCCUAUACCCCCAAAAUAGUAAGGAAAGCUAAAGUUUACGCAAAAACAGGUAACUAGUAGGUAGACGUGGGCAAAUCUUUGUGGAUAUAGCUAACAUACAACCACAGCUAGCUAUUUUAUAAAAUAAACUAUAGCUACCAGCCAGAAAAGUGAAGAUGGCGACAAUUGUACCGGAAGUUGUGCAGUGCACCAUACUGAAUUUGAAUUUUCUAAGUUGUGCUAACAGUUGAAGAGCUGGCUACAAGGUAGCACACGAUUUGGCUAUGCUUUGUUAAAUUGCUAUAUUUUUCAUUACACACUUUAGUAUUUGUCGGGUACGAAGGCCAGUUUGCAAGAAUGUAGCUUGCUAGAGAAUGUUGCAGUAAUGCCGAUAUAUUGAGAUUUUGUCUUUUGAAUAUGACCUCGUUACCGUCACCCCAGCAGUACACAGCAUCAACCUCAGCAUGCAACAUAUUACCUGGUGAUGGGAGUCAGGUGCAGCCUAAAGCCCCUCUCCUGCAGAUUCUGCGUGUGGCUGGAGCCCAGGAGGACAUCUUUACCCUCAAGGAGGUGAUGCACUACCUGGGCCAGUACAUCAUGGGGAAGCAGUUGUAUGAUAAACAGAGGCAGCACAUAGUGCACUGUCAGGACGACCCACUGGGAGAGCUGCUGGAAGUCGAGAGCUUCUCCGUCAAAAACCCCAGUCCAGUCUACGAGAUGCUGAAGAAGUAUUUAGUUGUGCUGAAUUGUUCAGACGCUGCAGAGAGUCUUUCUGUGGGCCGUGAGUGUGUAGAGGGCGGAGUGGAGGACCGCGGUCAGGUGUGUGGGGGCGUGGCCAAGGCGGGCCUGGUUGUGGCCAGUGACGAGGCCCUCCCCAUGCAGACCCCGUCUCAGAGAAGACCCCGGGAGCCUGACGAAGACUCUUUAGAUGGCUUGCCCCAGUCGGCCUGCAAACGGCCCAAGCUCGAGGUCACACUAGACGAGUGGGACCUCUCAGGGCUGCCCUGGUGGUUUCUGGGUAAUCUGCGUAACAACUACAGUCGCAGAAGCAACGGCUCUACGGACAUCCACACUAAUCAACUGUCUCCUGCGCAGGAUGAGGACACAGCGAUCGUGUCGGACACGACGGACGACCUGUGGUUCCUGACGGAGGGGGGAAGUGAACAGGUGAGCGUGGAAAUGAAGGAGGCCGUGCUGGAAGAAGGGAGUGGAGGAGAAGGAGAGCCACCACCUGAAGAUGAGGGAGGAGGAAAAGAGGAGAAGGCUGAUAAGGAGAUGCAGGAGGAGCCAGAUGAGGACUCUCAGUGUCUGAGUGAUGAUACGGAUAUAGAGAUCUCUACACAGGAUGCAUGGCAGUGUACAGAGUGCAGGAAGUACAACUCUCCUCUCCAGCGCUACUGCGUACGCUGCUGGGCUCUACGCAAGAACUGGUACAAAGACGUCCCACGGUUGGUCCACUCACUUUCCGUCCCCGACAUCCCAGCAUGCAGUACUCUGGCCCCGCGAGACGACGAUGAGGAGGAAAGCGACACAGGCAUCGAUGUCCCAGACUGCCUCAGGACCGUGUCUGACCCCGUCAUCCUGCCCUCACACUCCACCCCUGACCGCCUGCUGCCCCCCGGGGUUCCAGGGAAGGGCAAGGGUCCUAGGCCGCGAGGCCUUCCCAGGGAGGAGCAGCUCUCUGGGGGAGAGAGUCAGGAAAGCCUGGGGAUGGAAGUAGAGGUUAGGCCCGAGGCGCUGUUGGAGCCCUGUAAGCUGUGUCGGAUGCGUCCGCGUAACGGGAGUAUUAUACACGGCCGCACGGCUCACCUGCUAACCUGCUUCUCCUGCGCCAGGAAGCUGCACAAGUUCCACGCUCCAUGUCCCGGUUGUGGACAGAUUAUACAGAAGGUUAUAAAGACAUUCAUAGCCUGAGAGGAUUGGAACACACAGAUGUAAUGUACAAGGUUAUUUAAAAUUGGAACAAGACACAAUCCCUUGCAUCAAAAGCCACUCAUACGCCCCAGAGAGACACGGAGUAUAGCACUUAAAAGAGCAUGUUCCCUUUUGCUCUCUGUUACCUUGUAUUGCUUGUAUCACACUGCCUCUGAUCAAUGGCGCUAGUAAUGAAAGGUACAAAUCCAGCAAUGUGUUUCUUGAAGUAUCCAACUAUAUAGUUAUCUCUGUGCCACAUUUCAUGAAAGUCAUUUGCUACUCAAUGUAACAUCAUAGGUAUUUAUUUAUUUGAGGGCCAAGCAGCAUUGUACAUAUGAAAACGCAGCUGUCAUUGCAGCUAACUUUGACGACAACGAUAUGUGAGACUUAAGUUUUUGUUCCCGACGGAAGACCUGUUGACAUUUGUUUCCUAUUGGCCACUGUUGUAGGUGUCCAGAAAAAGCUUUCUGCCGGUUGUCAGGCUGCUGACGUGUUUGCUGCCAUACGCUAUAUUUUAUCCCUUAAAGACCGGUCUUCUCUCCCUCAGUUAAGAUGAUGGUAAGCUAGCUACACACUGGCUGACUACUUCUCCUCCAGUGAGAACAGGUAUGAAUUCUCAUUGCCAUGUAUAUUCAUGGAGCCGCAGUGCUUUGGUGGUCCUCCUCUCCUGUUUAGUCCUUUUGUUUUUCUUUAAUAAUUUCUCUGCAGCGUUUUUUUUGUGUGCUCUUGAAAACGAAGACAAGGGGGAUCAAAAGGAGAUUUUCGAUACAUACUCUACGUUUUUGCUGAUUUAUUGACCAUUUUGGUUGCAAGGCCUAUUUUCAAGAUAAGUCAAUAAGAAACAUCUCCUUUGGAUACCCUUGUCAUCGUUUUUCAAUAGUAUACAUACCCCCAGGGAGAAGUCUUUACCCUGCAGCGCUGAUCAGAAUGGUUUGUUGUCUUACUGUCCUUGUACUGUCCUUGUACUUUGUUGUGUUACUGUCCCUGUCCUUGUAAUGCAAGUGAAUGUACUCCACAGAACUUUUGCCUCUCUUUUCAAAGUCUAGUUAGUAAAAAGUAGUUAAUAUUAACGAUAAUAACCAGUCUGUAAUAUAGUUGAAGAGUCACAUCUAUAGCCCUCAAUGUAGAGUUGUUGUAAAUUAGCCCAUCUCAAUAAGGAAAUACUUUGGUAUAUAUAGUGUAUGUGGACACCCCUUCAAAUGAGUGGAUUCAGUUAUUUCAGCCACAUCCGUUGCUAAAAGGUGUAUGUCAUCGAGCACUCCGACAUGCAAUCUCCAUAGACAAACAUUGGCAGUAGAAUGGCCUUACAGAUGAGCUCUGACUUUCAACGUGGCACCUUCAUAAGAUGCCACCUUUACAACUAGUCAGUUUGUAAAAUGUCUGCCCUGCUAGCGCUGCCCCGAUCAACUGUAAGUGCUGUUAUUGUGAAGUGAGAACAUCUAGGAGCAACAACGGCUCAGCUGUGAAGUGGAAGGCCACACAAGCUCACAGAAUGGGACCGCCGAUUGCUAUAAAAAAAAUGUUUGUCCUUGGUUGUAACACACACUACUAAGUUCCAAACUGCCUCUGGAAGCAACGUCAACACAAAAACUGUUUGUCUGGAGCUUCAUGAAAUGGGUUUCCAUGGCCGAGCAGCUGCACACAAGCCUAAGAUCACCAUGUGCAAUGCCAAGCAUCGGGUGGAGUGGUGUAAAGCUCGCCGCCAUUGGACUCUGGAGCAGUGGAAAUGCGUUCUCUGGCGUGAUGAAUCAUGCUUCACCAUCUGGUAGUCCAACGGACUAAUCUGGAUUCAGCGGAUGCCAGGAGAACACUACCUGCCAGAAUGUGUAGUGCCUACUGUGAAGUUUUGUGGAGGAGGAAUAAUGGUCUGGGACUGUUUUUUUUAUGGUUGUGUCUAGGCCCUUUAGAGAUCUUAAUGCUCCAAUGACAUUCUAGAUGAUUCUGUGCUUCCAACAUUUUGACGAAGGCCCUUUGCUGUUUUAGCAUAACAAUGCACCGUGCAUGGAGCGAGGUCCAUACAGAAAUGGUUUGUCGAGAUCGGUGUGAAGAACUUGACUGGCCUGCACAGAGCCCUGACCUCAACCCCAUCGAACAGCUUUGAGAUGAAUUGGAACCCCGACUGCGAGCAAGGCCUAAUCGCCCAACAUCAGUGCCCAACCUCACUAAUGCUCUUGUGGCUGAAUGGAAGCAAGUCCCCACAGCAAUGUUCUAACAUCUAGUGGAAAUCCUUCCCAGAAGAGUGGAAGCUGUUUGAGCAGCGAAGGGGGGACCAACUCCAUAUUAAUGCCCGUGAUUCUGGAAUGAGAUGUUCAACGAGCAGGUGUCCACAUACUUUUGGUCAUGUAGUGUUUCUACGUGCAAGGGCUGCCAUUUUUCCUUUCCAGACCAGUAUUUACUUUUUAGUCUUAAAUAUGAAUACUAAAAUAUUCACAAUUGCCAAUUUUCUUAAAUUCUAGUUCUGCUCUCUUGAAUUUCUCCAUUUUAGUGCAGUGAACUUGGCAAUUUUGAACUUGGCAAUUUCUUUAUACCUUUGAUUCAUUAUUUUCCUGUUUUAGGAGGUGUUGUGCUUGAUAUUAGUAAUAUUUGUGAUCCUUUAAUUCCUCUCCAAAUAUGUUUUAUUUUAUGAUUUUUGUUAACCUCUUCCAAUAUCCUACAUUUUAAAUCAGAUUAAUGAGUGUUGGGACAGUAAGUAUGGAGUUGUACACCACUACACAGAAUACAGGCCUGCUAAGCCUUAUCACCUGCGCUAAGUUUGCCCCUUGAUAAUUAGAAGAAAUAAAACAUUAAAGCGGCAAUUGCAGUUGAAACAAUAACAAAGUGUUUUCCCCGCGCUGUUUCUGUCAAUAACUGAGGGAUGGGGCUGGAGAAAUGUAUCCGCUCAUAUACAGAGCUAUGGCUGUUAAGGCCUGACCAUCUAUGAUAUCAAAAUAAUAGUUUUAACAAUGUUUUGAGGCGAUACAGUGCUUGUUUAAAUAAAGUAAAUCAAUUUUCUUUUUGGGGUACAACAGUUAAACAAACUAAGCUAAUGAGGCAUUUAAGUUGGUCUUCAAAAAUCAUUACUAUAUAUAUUUUGCUACUGCCAAAUGGCUGUAGCAACUGCAGAUCGUCCCUUUUUAAAGGGAGGACUAAAGGUAAAAUAUAAAAUGACAAGAUCUUAAGGUGUGAAUAAAGCUAUAUAGAUGGUAAAGAUUAUUAUUUUUUUGCUUUGUCUUCUAUUUCUAGAUGCAAACUGCACAGGUGGAAAUGCACAGUAAUGCUAUACUCAUAGUAAUACUCAAGCUCUUUGUUUCUGGAGGCCAAUAGUGUGUCCUCUAUCACUCUAAGGUAGAAAAAGACGUGUGUGGGGUUUUCCCGAUGAUGGUGCAUUUGAGUGUGCUUGUUGAGUUUUGUUUAAGGGAAGCGUUUCACUGCCAAACGUAAUGAUUGGUUUUUGCUUGUUUGUAUGUUAUGGAAAUUGUUUUGGGUUUCAAUUGAUAUUAGUUCUGCAAUUAUUUGCUUGAAGAUGUAUUGUUCCUGUGUGUACAAUGCUGUUUUCUGUUAUGCUUUUGUGAAGGUCCUGAAUGGCAGGCUGCAGGCAGGUGACCUGUAACAAAGUGACCUGUCCUCUCCCGUCUCUCUACUGCUUGUAACAGACACUCAGGUCUACUCUGAAACAUUAACAUGCACUUGUACAGAGAGCUCUUUAUUCCUUGUCCUAGCUGUGCUCUGCCUGACUGAAGGGAAUGAUGGCCUUGCCUUCCACCACUGUUCAGCUCUUUACUUGUACUUAUCCCCUCUGCCUCCAGGUGGUGCUCGAUAGCAGUGGUUCUCAGUCCAAGAGCUCUCGCACGUUGCAGCUGUAUAGUAUUAAACAUGUUAUAAUCUGCAUAGAGUAUGGCUGAUUAGUGUGAGACUAAACCCAGCACUGUGCUGGUUAGAGAAUUAUACUAGCAAUGUGUAUUAAAGCUAUAUUAGAUCUGCUAUAUUGUAAAGGAACCCUGCUUUGAUCCCCUUGUAUUGCCCUAUUCAUGCCACAGAGCUCUACCUACUAUCUAACAUGGAGGCACAUCAGAAUGUGUCAUUGUUGUGGUUGUUGAAAACUGAGAAAGGCACCAAAUUCGAAAAGAUGUGAUGAGCAUGAAUGCAACAGAACAUUCCAGAAGAACAUGGUACAUCCAAUAUGGCCUCAUGUCAUGGAACAUUGCUUUGAAUUGGAAUGUUAGUUCUGCUCAUUCUAAAUCUGUUUGUAGUGCUGUAUUAUGAAUAAAGUAACAAGUACAACUAA